AUGAAUUCUGCGCUGUUGUCCCUGCAAGCGAAGGGGACUUCAAAGCUAGGCCAAGCCAAGUCAAGUGUUAUUGUUGCGUUGAAGGCAAUGUGGUCAAAGGACAAGUUAGCGAAGCUAGAACAACGACUUCAGCAAAUUCGAUCUGAAAUGACCAUGGCAAUGCUGGUAGUCCUCUGGGAGAAAGAAAGACGGCGAGAUGACAAAGGCGACAGUGAAUUGAAGAACCAGAUCGAAGAAAUAUCAAAGGCUGUCAAUCGAAACAACGGCAUGCUCGAUGACUUUCUUCGAGAGCUGGAUGCAACUGCAUCGGAUGACGAUAAGCUAGGCCCUAUUAUACGGAGCUUGCACUUCCCUGGUAUUGAAGCCAGAGAGAGGUUAAUACCCGAGCCGUAUGCGAAGACGUACCAGUGGAUCUACCGGGACGAAAUGAGAUACAAGCAAGCCUCGACCACGAUGAGGGUUCAAAGCUUGCCCCAGUGGUUGCAGGAUUCAACAAACAAGGUAUAUUGGAUCACAGGCAAACCGGGAUCUGGAAAAUCGACAUUGAUGAACUUCGUUAUCCACAAUCCUCUAACGAAACAAUACCUAAAGGAUUGGGCCGCACCUUUUCCUCUGGUUCAAGCGCAGUUCUACUUCUGGGAGGCCGGUCAAAGUAGCAUGCAAAGAUCACAGCAGGGUAUGAUGCAGACCCUUCUUUGGCAAUGUUUGCGGCAAAAACCUGAUUUAAUUCCCCGAGUAACCCCUAGAAGAUGGAUGGUGCAUCAGGUAUUACGCGGACUGGAAACACCUGCACCCCCAUGGACCUGGGAAGAGCUUCGAACUGCUUUCACCAUCAUAGCAUCUCAGAAUGAUCACUCAUUCAAGUUGGUACUAUUUCUAGAUGGACUGGACGAAUUUGCAGGUGAUCCAGCCGUAGUAGUCAGCUUUGUGAAAGACUUGGUUGCGAGCUAUGGUGUCAAGAUAUGUGUAGGCAGUCGCCCAUGGACAGAUUUUGCGGAUGCCUUCGAUCAAUAUCCGAUGCUGAUCAUGCAGUCUCAAACUCGAAAUGACAUCUCGGAAUAUAUCACAGGCAAAUUUGAAGCUUGCAGAGCGUUCCGCGAGCGCAAGGCGGUUUUCCCCGACCAAGCCAAGCGCCUACUCCAGGAUAUAUCAAACAAGGCCCAGGGAGUCUUCUUAUGGGUGUUCCUCGUCGUGAGGGAUUUGAUCCAUAGUCUCUCAAGAGGAAGAAGCUUGAGUGAUCUUCAGAUGAUUGUUGAUGAUCUACCUACCGACUUGGAAGCCCUGUACACGAAGAUGAGGGAGAGAGUUGAGCCAAAGGAUAUGGAAAACUCGGCUCGCUAUUACCAACUUAUUGUUUCUGCGCUUAAGCCAUUGCACAUGGUAACAAUUUGGAUGAUAGAUGGAGAGGCACUUCCAGAUGGAGACACUUUCACUAAAGAGAUGGAAGACAACAUUAGGAAAAUACUACAAAGACGCUUGGAUAGCUCCACGAAAGGGCUGUUGGAACUUGAUGACAAUGGCUUUAUCAACUUUCUUCAUCGUACAGCACGAGACUGGGUGAUCCAAGGCAGUCAGAGUGCGCAGUUCAAAGCUCAAGCCCCUCGGAGUUUCGAUCCAAAUCUAGCAUUGGUACAAGUUCUCACUAAACAACUACCGCACGAGAAAAUAUACCAGCACAUAGGCCACUCUCAUAUUUCAUUUUGGAGUUUCGCUGUACUUGGGUUCUUGUACGCAGGACAAGUCGGCAGCUCACCCCACACUGAUCAUCUUCUGAUCCAAGCAAUCGAAGAAUUCGACGCUGCCUUAUGUCAACGAGCGACUUACCUAGGAAAUAAGGGUUUCGUCUUCACAUCCAAUACUAUAAAGCCUCAACCAGGAGUGGUAGAUACACGACUAGCUGAUAAGACUCACCCAUGGUAUUUCUUUGGACGUAGGAAUAGAGAGGACAUGACGCCUCCUGAUCCCUGUUUUGACCACUGGACGUGUACACAAUACGGAGCAUCAAAUUUUCUCUUUACCCACUCUACUAUACUCGGCACAAUUGGCAUCGCUGCACAGUUCGGUAUAGUUCCCUACGUGCUAGAGAUGAUGAGGCGGGAUAAGAAUUUGCUCAAGGGUGGCGCUCUUUCGGCCCUCUUACAAGAUUCGUUAUUUGGCUGGCAGCUAUAUAAAUACCGGACGUAUGAAGAUGUUUCUGAAUUUUAUAACAUUGACGAACAGGCUCAAGAGAGGAUGGAGAAUCAAAGGAUUGGCAUACUAAUGACCAUACUCGGACAUGGGAAAUCACUAUACACGCCGUGCUAUGAUGCCUUGGCAUUGAUCGAGAAACUAGACAAUGCGUUUAAGAUCAGGAUAGGAUCCAAGAGUUACUGGGAAAAGGCCACCAUGAUUUUAGAUACUAGUAUGAGAAGGAGAGGUUCUAAAAAGAAGUGA
Molecule: messenger RNA, 2433 nt
Organism: Fusarium graminearum PH-1
Lineage: Eukaryota; Fungi; Ascomycota; Sordariomycetes; Hypocreales; Nectriaceae
Exons: 3
Coding region: 1-2433 (810 amino acids)
Source: RefSeq, a predicted model, not a curated record